UCAGAACUACCAGUGAACACAAGCCCUCAGACGAAAGCAGAAGUCCUAGAUGCCAUGGGACUGCCUAAUUUCGGGAAGCAGCAGAACGAAAUGGAAUUCAGCCAGAAGCACUGAAGACACAUGCAGAGAAAACAGGAGAUGGACUUCGCAAGAACUGGCACGGAAUCAUGCUACCAUCCACCCCAAGCAAAAUAUUAAGCCGCAUCAUCCUGGAGAGACUAAAAGGAUGCUCCACAUUCAAAAAUUACGACCGAAACAGGCUGGCUGGUUUCAGGAAGAACAAAUCAUGCGCAAAUCAAAUCACAAUGCUACGCUACACAUCAUUAUAGAACAGAGCAUAGAGUUGCAGUCAGUCAACUCUCUACCUCAACUUUAUCGACUUUGAAAAGGCCUUCGAUAGUGUUGACGGAGAAGUGAACUGGAAACUGCUUCAGCACUACGGUUUUACUGUCACUAACCUUUAUCAACCUCAUUCAACAGGUAUCUGACGACGCCACAUGCCAAGUGAUCCACAAUGGGAAGCUAAGUGAUGCCUUUGAAGACAGG
Heterobilharzia americana is the source of this 546-nucleotide messenger RNA. NCBI's taxonomy places the organism in Eukaryota, Metazoa, Platyhelminthes, Trematoda, Strigeidida, Schistosomatidae. The record is from the annotation of a GenBank genome assembly.